Molecule: messenger RNA, 657 nt
Organism: Ctenocephalides felis (cat flea)
Lineage: Eukaryota; Metazoa; Arthropoda; Insecta; Siphonaptera; Pulicidae
Product: protein TRI1-like
Exons: 4
Coding region: 1-657 (218 amino acids)
Cellular component (GO): nucleus
Source: RefSeq, a predicted model, not a curated record
AUGGUAUCGAGACGCACAAGAAAGGAGGCGAAAUCACGGUCGAUAAGUUCGACUACCCUUUCUGAAGUCUUGUUUCAAGAGGCAAAAAAGAAACGGGCUGCACGGAAUAAGGGAAUCCACAAGAAAUAUCGUCUAUCGCCCGCAUUAGCCAAAUUAAUAGGCAGUGACGAACCCGAAACACGUUACAAUGUGGUCAAGUUGAUCUGGAUCCAGAUCAAGGAGAGGAGACUUCAAGAUCUUGAAGAUCCUACCUACAUCGAUUGUGACGAGGAGUUCGAAAACGUAACCGGGAUGUUCAGCACCAUGUUGUCAAGGAGGCAUACGAGAAGGGAGGCAAAAUCAAGAACUAACAGUUCGACUACCCUGUCAGAAGUAUCGAUUUAUGAAACAAAAAAAAAACGUGUUGCUAGAAAUUCUGGGAUUCAUAAGAGGUAUAGACUAUCCCCCGAAUUAGCCAAAUUAAUUGGUAGUAAUGAACCCGAGACACGGUACAAUGUGGUCAAAUUAAUAUGGAUUCAAAUCAAGGAAAGAAAACUCCAGGAUCCGGAAGACCCUGCCUACAUCGACUGUGACGAAGAAUUUGAGAGCGUGACCGGGAUGGUGCGCCUCAAAGGCUUCACCAUCAUGAAGUAUUUGAAGUCACACUUUCUUGAAUAA